UUUCAGCAUUCUCAGCACAGCUGCUGGGAGAGACACAGGAAGCAGUUGCUGAUCUGCGCAUGGUGACCUCCAGCCUUGUCCUGCUGGGGUCUGAGGGUGCUUCCCAGCAGCUCCAUGUACAUCCAUGGAUCCCUGCCCUCCAGGGGAAAGCAACUGAUUCUGAGAAACGUGGCCCGGCAGAGGUGGACAUAAUAGCUCUUCAGAAGGAGUUUUUUAUGAGUCUCCUGCACAAACCCUGGGGCUGGAUUCCCUGCAGCAGUACCAAGAGCGGGGGUUGAGCCCCAUUGCAAGCAAGGAAGUGCCCACCCUCUUAAGUGUAGGGUGAGUUUCUUCUUCCCCCACCUGGGCAGGAGUGACCGUGAUGGACAACAGCAUGGACUUCCAAACCGAUGCGUGCCCGGGGCCUGGCUUUGGCAGCCACAGCCUUCCCGGGGAGCUCCUGGAGCCUCCAGCCAUGGACCUGGAGGAAGGGGGCUCACCAACACUGGCCAUGCCAACGGCCUGUGAACAAAGCCUGUGCUGCCUGCAGCAGCCCGGAUCCCCUUUCAGUGCCCUGCGCUCCGACCUCAACCCCUCUGCUACUGAGGCUGAACUGUCUGUUGGUGCAGCCAUCGCAGAGCCAACUGUUCCCGAAAGCCCUCUGGGGGGCCUGCAGACCCCCGGCUCUGCAGCUGCUCUGGACUUAGCCCUCCGGGCAGCUGUGGAAGCACGUGAUGAUGCUUGCAGGGACCUGGGAAGGGGGAUGGAAGGCUGUGAGGACGCUGCAGCACCUGGGAGCGAUGCUGACUGGAAAGGGAGCCCAGAGGGUGCACACCGGGGGGUGGAUUGUCCCAGAGUCCCGUCCAACACGGAGCAGAGUGACCUGAUUUGCAUGGACCUGGAUGAGGAGCCUGAAGCCCACCUGAGAGGGAAGGAGUGGGCUGAGAGUGUGGAGGAGGACGACCAGUUGGAGAUCCAGGGCCUCCUUGCCCAGCUCCAGAUCCUUAGCCCCAGCUUCCGCGACGACUUGCCUGCCUUGGAGGACGACCCGCUGCUGGCGUCAGACCAUGACGCAGGCCCUUUUGGGGGAGACACGGUGCUUCCCCACAAAAGGGCCUUUGGCCGCUGCCGGGGCCUGCUGGGCAAGUGCCCUCCCUGCCUGCUGCAUGUUGCCAUGGGGAGAGGCCUGGCAAUGCAGCCCUGCCAUGCUCAGCCCUCCGCCUGCUCCCAGAGGAGCCAGGAGAGCCACGGCCUGCUCUUUGCAGAGGCUGACCGGGAGGACUUGCUAAGCCUCCUGCACCAUGAGGGGGGACUCCUAGUGGAGGCCAGUGAGGAGACCCCCCUCGCCAGGUCAGACGUCCUGGCCGGGAGCGACGGGGAGGUCCUGCAGUGCCAGGAGAGCCCAGCGGCCCGGCAGGUGGAGGGGGCCGCUUCACAGCCAGGCAGCUCACAGGCAGAAGGCUCCUGCCAGUGGUAUCGGAGAGAGGGAGCCCACGAGGGAGACUCUGCCUGCCUGUCCCCGGGCAGUCGGGACAGCUCCCCAGAGCCCGUGUGGGUGGCCAUGUCCCCUCCUCCCAGCCAGGGUCUGGAGCAGCCCACCCCCAGGAGCACAGCUGUUAAAGAAUCCCAGGUGGCCUAUCCGGCCUUCAAAGAGGUGGCAGGCCCCUGUGAGCCGGAGGAUCUCCUGGAUGGAGUGAUCUUCGGAGCAAAGUAUCUGGGCUCUACACAGCUGGUCUCAGAGAGGAACCCCCCUGCCAGCGUCCGCAUGGUGCAGGCCCAGGAGGCUGUGGACAGGAUAAAGGCACCGGAGGGGGAGUCCCAGCCCAUGACCGAGGUGGAUCUCUUUGUCUCCACCCAGAGGAUCAAGGUCCUGACGGCUGACUCGCAGGAGGCCAUGAUGGACCAUCCGCUCCAGACCAUCUCUUACAUUGCGGACAUCGGCAGCAUCAUUGUGCUGAUGGCGCGCAGGAAGCUGCCGCGGCGGGCAGACACCUCGCGGGAGAAGCAGCUCUACAAGAUGAUCUGCCACGUCUUCCAUUCUGCGGAUGCUCAGCUGAUUGCCCAGGCCAUCGGGCAGGCCUUCAGCGUGGCUUACCAGCAGUUGCUGCAGGCCAGUGGCAUCGACCCGAGCCAGCUCUCCCCUGGCCAGGACAGCCGCGCCCUGGAGAGCCAGGAGCUGCACAACGGGGAUCUGGCCCACUUCUCCAAGCAGGAGAACUGCAAGGAUGUCUGCAUCCGCAAGCAGAAGGGGGAGAUCCUGGGCGUCGCUGUGGUGGAGUCUGGCUGGGGCUCCAUCCUACCCACCGUGGUCGUCGCCAACCUCAUGCAUGGUGGCCCUGCGGAGAAGUGCGGGGAGCUGAGCAUCGGGGACCGGCUCAUGUCCGUCAACGGGACAAGCCUGGUGGGGCUGCCCCUCGGCACCUGCCAGAGCAUCAUCCGGCAGGACCUGAAAUCACAGACCGAGGUGAUGCUGAGCAUCGUGCACUGCCCGCCCGUCACCACAGCGAUCGUCCGCCGGCCCGACUCCAAGUACCCACUGGGCUUCUGCGUGGAGGAUGGCAUUAUAUGCAGCCUGAUGCGAGGGGGGAUAGCGGAGAGAGGCGGCAUCCGCGUGGGCCAUCGCAUCAUCGAGAUCAACGGGCAGAGCGUGGUGGCCAUGCCGCACGAGAAGAUCAUCCAGCUCCUCACGCAGGCCAUCAGCGAGGUCCAUAUCAAGACCAUGCCAGCCUCCACCUACCGGUUACUGACAGGCCAGGAGCAGCCCAUCUUCCUCUGAAGGGUGGAGUUUGCAUGUACCCGUCUGUGGCUCUGCACGUGCACCAGCUACAUGGCUUUGGGGCCCCGGCUUGGGGCAGCAGCCCACCAGGAAAGGACGUCACUGCAUCUCCAGUUCCCUCAGGGCCUGCUGGGGGCCAGAUCCUGCCGCUUUUCUUGUUUCAUGCAGGGACCCAGAAGGCAAACCCGCCUUUGCUUCUUGAUGUGCUUUGCCUGGCCUCACCACAAGGGGACUUUGCACCAGGCCUUAGAGACAGGGACCCAAACUCCUUGGCUCCUCUCCUGGGCCUCAGCCGGUCUGCAGCUGGAGUCGCCAGCUUGUGCCACACAGUACAGAUCGGGGCCUUGUUGAUGGGGUGGGCCCUGGAGAAUGCCAGGGGCUCUCUUGGCUCCGCUGGCCCUGUGUGCGUGGCUGGCUGGGAUGUACCUGCUCUCGGGUCAGCCCAGGCGCUUGCAGGAGGUUCUGGAGUUGCCAUGGGGGCAGGGCAUGGUCCCUGCCCUGCUUUGCAAAGGGCAGCGACUCGACUGGCUCGGACGGGCGCUCGCAUUCAGUACCUCAUGCUGAAGCUGGAGCAGGGCCUGGCUGCAGGGGAGGCUGUUCAGGAUGUGGUUUGUGUGGGCAGAGAUAGUUUUCUGGCCACUGGCAGGGCAUCAGAGAGCCAGUGCCAUGCUCUGUGCCCCUCCUCACUGCCUGCAGGAGGAAGAUCCUGCCUCAUGUCUGCUGAAUCCCGGCUGAGUCUGCACUACAGAUCAAGGGCGACAGGCCUAGUCCUGGCUGCUCCCUCCCUUGUCCUGCCAUCGGCCUGAGAGGACCCAUCAAACUGCCAGCGAUACCAGGUGUAACACCAGCUCAGGCUGAAGAGGGGUUGCUACCCAGAUGGACACGGCCCCUCUUGGACCUGCUGGGAUGUGAGGGGAAACUCCCUCUGCUUUCCUGUUCUGCCUUGUUAAUGCCGUUUGUAACCCUUCCUCCCCCAGCACCUGGGACCAGGCUGGGCCUGCAGCCCAUGGCAUGAGAGCCAGAUUCGUCUGCCAGCUGGCCCCUUGGUGAGGUGGGUCAGCUGCGCCCUUGUUCUGAGAGAAGCUGCAGGAGCAGCAUGACCUGGCUUGGGCCUAGCCCUGGGCGUGGGGGAACGUCUGGCUGGAGCAGGCAGCAGAGACCUGGCCAGCCACAGUGUGUUGGGUGGGAGAGCACAGGAGAAAGGGGCUCGCUGGGAUCCCACUCUGCUGCUGGAGCCUCUGCCCUGGGCCGUUUCUGUAAGCAGGGCUGGCCCUGCGGAAGGCUGCUUGUACUAAGUUAAUCGCAGUGGUGGUCCCAGCAUGAGACACAAAGUGGGGGAGGUUGGACCAAUGUUUGUCCAAGAGAAGUUGGUCCAGUCCCCCUUGUUUUCCCUGGACUAAAUCAGAGUCCUGGGUGCUCCCUCGGCUGCAGGAAGCCCAGGGCUGUGAGUUUUAACCUGUACUGCUGGCUGAUGUAAGAAUAAAGGCUGUUUGUGGCGUG
Messenger RNA from Dermochelys coriacea (leatherback sea turtle), 4255 nucleotides. RefSeq names its product amyloid beta precursor protein binding family A member 3 (gene APBA3). The record is from RefSeq and is a predicted model, not a curated record. NCBI's taxonomy places the organism in Eukaryota, Metazoa, Chordata, Testudines, Dermochelyidae. Gene Ontology annotation, molecular function: amyloid-beta binding; protein binding. Bases 362 to 2755 code for a protein of 797 amino acids. Gene Ontology annotation, cellular component: dendritic spine; cytoplasm; plasma membrane. Gene Ontology annotation, biological process: chemical synaptic transmission. The transcript has 11 exons.